Columba livia (rock pigeon) is the source of this 12270-nucleotide messenger RNA. It is a transcript of the gene CERKL, whose product is annotated as ceramide kinase like. Bases 53 to 1753 code for a protein of 566 amino acids. Gene Ontology annotation, molecular function: lipid kinase activity. Lineage: Eukaryota; Metazoa; Chordata; Aves; Columbiformes; Columbidae. The record is from RefSeq and is a predicted model, not a curated record. Gene Ontology annotation, biological process: sphingolipid metabolic process; phosphorylation. The transcript is spliced from 14 exons.
AGCAGCCGGGACGCCGCCAGCGGCCGGUGUGCGGGGCUGCGGUGCUGCCGCCAUGCUGGGCGCCGCGGGUUCCGCUGUCAGCCCGCAGCGACGGGCCCGGCCCGAGCGCGCGGCCGGCGGCCCGGCCCCGCGGGAGCAGCGCGCGGCGGCCGUUGGCACCGCUCGCGCUCGCUCCUCAGCGGCGGCAGCGGAGGAGCGGCGGCGGAGGGUGGCCCCGCUGGCGGCCGCCCCGCCGGCCGAGGCGGGGGAGGAGCCGCUCCUCAGGGGCAUCUUCGAGAUCAGCAAGAGGAGCUGCGACGUGGUGCUGAGCGCCCGGCGGCUCCGCUGGAGCCCCAUCUUGCCCGAGAGCCCUGCAGGUGAUUCCACUAUGGUUUUACAAGCUCAAGAGGAUAUUAUUGAAAUGAAAGAUGUAUUUUCAGUAAAACUGAAACGUCGUCGAUUUGUAGGGCAGAAAAACGGUGGCACUGUGUUGGGCAUCACAAUUUUUAAAUGCCUGAAUAAAGAAGAGAAUAAACUAACGGACUGCGCUAUCCAUUUAAAUAACCUAAGUGAAGAUCAUUGUCAUACAUGGUUUAAACACCUAAAGGAAAUUUUGGAUGGAUUUCAAAAUAGACCCAAAUCCUUAAAAGUGUUUGUCAAUCCAAGCAGCCACAAAAGAGAAGCCACUCAUGUUUAUUAUGAAAAAGUUGCACCUCUUUUCAAGCUUGCUGACAUCAAAACUGAUGUCACAGUAACCGAAUAUGAAGGUCAUGCUCUCUCAGUACUUAAAGAAUGUGAACUCCAGGCAUUUGAUGGGGUAGUUUGUGUCGGUGGAGACGGAUCUGUCAGUGAAGUUGCUCAUGGUCUACUACUGAAAGCCCAGAUAGAUGCUGGAAAAGACACAGACUAUAUACCAACACCUGUCAGAGCACCGGUUCCUCUUGGAGUAAUACCAGCAGGUACUACUAAUAUUUUGGCCCACACUCUCUAUGGUACUAAGCACGCAGUGACUGCAGCACUGCACAUUAUAAUGGGACAUACUCAAGCAGUGGAUGUCUGUACUUUCAGUACUCCAAGCAAGCUUUUGCGGUUUGGGUUCUCUGCUAUGUUUGGUUUUGGUGCAAGGACUCUGGCUUUGGCUGAAAAACACCGUUGGAUGCCCUCCGGUCAGCGGAAGGAUUUUGCUUUUAUCAAAACACUGGCAGAACUCAAGCCAGAGGAAUGUGAAUUAUUAUUUCGACCUCUACAGUUUCCACAGGAGGACUCUCAUGAGAGUGACAGAAAGAAGAAAGAGAAAACUAGACAUAAGGGUAGCAAGGAUCAAUGGCAAAAAAUUCAGGGUCACUUCCUGAAUGUGAGCAUUAUGGCAAUCCCUUGUCUGUGUUCAACAGCACCAAGAGGCUUGGCACCUAAUACGAGGUUGAAUAAUGGAAGCAUGGCUCUUAUUGUCGUAAAAAAUACUUCUCGAACAGAGUUUAUGAAACACCUGAAAAGAUAUGCCAGUGUAAAAAAUCAGUUCAACUUUCCCUUUGUUGAGACCUACACAGUUCAAGAAGUAAAAGUACAACCAAGACUUAAAAGUGGGCUUGAUGCCAAAGAAAAUACAUAUUUGAAUGCUGCUUCUGCAGAAGGAAAUUACCCUUGGAAUAUAGAUGGAGACUUAAUGGAAGAAGCAUCAGAAGUUCAUGUUCGGUUGCAUCCUCAACUUGUUAAUCUCUAUGGAGUGAACACUGAUGACCUGGAGAGUUCCCAAGCAACAUGCAAGUGCAUAUAGGAGGGACACACCACAAGUUGUGUUUUACAGAGUCCCAGCUCACUGAAUUCAGUUGUUGUAGAAGCUUAACUGGGAUAUUUGUAAUAUUUCUGGUUUGAAGUUUUAAUCAAGUUAUAUAUUUUUAUCAGUUCCUACUUAACUGUAAAGAAACUAUAAGGCUUAAUAAGAAAAAAUGAAAAAUGAUUUAUAUUGAUCUCAUAAAUGUGAGGUUUGAGAAGUGUCUGUCAGGAUAGAAGAAAAUAUUUUUUUUUACUUAAAAAUUAUUCAGCUUUUGCAGAAAAUACAGUAUUAGAUACAUUGAAGUCUGCUCUUGCUCUCCAUGUUGUCAGAUAACUCAGCUCAAUUAGAGUUGGUGAGUGGAGGUGCCAUAUCAUCUCAUGCUGAAGAAUGGUGGCAAAAUACAGGUUGUUUAUAUUUUUUUAACCAAGUACUUCUAUUUUAGGUAUUAUUUUUAAUGUUGCUUUCAUGUAUUAGCUUUCAAAUAAUUUCUCGUCAAGACUAAUACAAAAGAAUAUGCUGAUGUCUUAUAUAGCUUUUCUUUGUUGAAAUGUAUUUUAAAGACUACUCUACACAAAAUAAAUGUUUUAAACUAUUUUAUCUAUCCUAGAACUGAAAUGAUAUUCAGCAUAGUUUUUGUUGUUGCUGAGAAAGAAGUUAUGAUAAAUACCUUAAGACUUAUAUUUUUAUAACUGCCUUUUAGGGCAUAAUUUUUAUGAGCAUUUGAUUUUUGUUUGUUUGCAACUUAUUAAAUAUUUAAUACAAUUACUUGAGACGACAGCAAAUUAAGACUACAUUCUUUCUGCAAACUGGCUUUCUUUGAGAUGAUGAAAAGUAGCAGCCCAACAAGUUUGUCUUCCUGCAGGACCAUGGGGAUAAUCAAUGUUUUCAUGUUCACUUGUCUAUGAACCAUUCAUAGAGUGGCUGACAACGCUAUGAAAGCUGCAUUAUCUCCUGGCUCGAAUGAGCUGCUUCAAGUUCCUUCUUCAGUAAGUAGCCAAGUAUAAUGGGAAAUCUGGUAAUUUAAAAUUUUGUUAAAGCAAGGUCCUAGGUCUUCACAUGGGAUCUAGACCUGUAUUUUAUUUUAAAUACUACUUGCGGAAAAUUCUUACCUGCAAUAAAUACACAAGAGAAAAAAAGAACUGCACCUAAAGUACAGGAGAAGAUUGUCUCCUAGGAACAAGCUGUUACUUGUUGGAAAUCUCACGCAGUUUCUGCGGGCAACCUGCUCAGCAGUAAAGGCCCAGUUCCCAGACAAACAAUUGUUGUAGGGCUCUUCCAGCUGGUUCUGCUCUUUGCCCUGGGGCUGGGGGCUCAGAGCAGGAGCAGUCACAGCACCCUUUGGGCUGGCCUGGCCCAACCUCCUGCUCAGAGAACAGCCAUCACACCAGCUCUGGUCGCCCAGGGCUUCACCCAGUCUGGCCUUGAACCCUCCUAGGACAGAGACGACACCACCUCUCUGCGGCCCUGUUCCCAUGCCUGGCUGUCCUUAUGAUGUUCAGAACCUACCCCUGGUCUGAGUCACAGUGAGUAAUCUGCAGUUAAACUGCUAUUUAUUGAUACUAUAUCACAUCCAAUAUUUUUAACACGCUAAGACAAGUAAAACUAAACUUCCUAAAGUUGUCUAAGAAGGAGAUUCCAGCUACAUGCAGCAGAUUUAACUGUUUUUAUUACAUGACUGAGAAUUAACAAAAUGAGCUUGCAGAGGAAACAGCAUUCAUGUGCUUAACUUUUUGGGGAUAUUUUUAAUACAAUGAAAUUUAGUGAUACUUUAUAACCUUGCCAUCAUCCAGACAUUGUACAUUUUUUUUUGCUCAACCUGGUUUAUAAAAGCUAAGUGAAUUUUGCUUCAUGUCCUAAAAACAGGUAGCCAACAUUAACAUGUUAAUAAUAAAAUCUGAAUAGGAAGCAUACAAUUUCCAAGGCAACAUUAACACAUUUACUGACUUACAUAAACUAUUUCAAAGAUAAAUAAAAUGUUUUCAUUUCACUUCUUUGCAUUGCUUGUACUAAAAAGAAUGUUAAUGCUUCUUCCAGUAUUUGAGGUAUAUUUUUCACAAUAUGCUGUUAUAUCAAGCUAAUUUCUGUUCAAAGAUAUUUUUCUUAAAGUGCAAAAAUUCACUAAAGACAUUUGGAAGACAAGCAUUUCGUAUAUAUUUUCAUAGACUUGCAAGAAAAUAUUUCAUUCUUCACAUACUUUAUUUUGAAUUUUUAAAAAAUAUACACACAUUCAUUUGUCCUUACACUGCAGAAGAUUUUUAGAGAAAAAAUUUACUUCAGAGGGAUCCACAUCUUUGGCAUCAAAUGAAGUGAAAGAAAUUACAAAAUGGUCCCCAAUACCUUUACAAUCUGUGGCCAAUGUGGCUUUUAUGGCAGUAAACACUCUUGUUAACAAAAGUGCUUGUUGAAGGCACUUCCGUAUUGCUUCUGAGUCUCAGGCUAAUUCCCAUAUGAUGGCGCAGGUUCAAGGCAUAUGUACGUAUUACAUUCACCUCUCCUUGCAGCUCAGAAAGACAUCGAAGCCUGACAAGAAAGGCUGUUUUGCCCACUGCUGCUGCAGUAAAUGCAGUUAUUGAACAAGUUGUACAUUCUUCAGUUGUACUGGGGAGCAAAGCAAUUUUUUUUUCCCCUGGAUUGUACUAUUUCACCAAAGCUAGGUGGCAGUGCAAACUUAUCUAGCUGAAGAAACUCCCUGUAGUAGCAGAGCAGUGGUUUGAACCAUGUUUCUAUUCAGUCACUUGCCUUUCUGCUGAGUGGCUUUUGAGGGUACCUGUUUGGAUGGUAUUUAGCUGAAAACUUCACAAGAACCCAAGCUAGUUCUCCAAAUGACUUCCUUACUAAGUACUUUCAGGUAAAGGGUGGCACACUGAAAGAUAAAAUUUGGCCCAGUAAGGUUGGCAGUUGGAGACUUUUGGGUAUGUGUUCCUCUGGUUUGUCAUCAUGUGAAGGUUUGUUGUUUGUUUUUUUUUUUUCGGGUCCCGGAAGAGUGACAGUACUAAAUACUGUUAUGCUAAGUACUAUAGAAAAAUCUUCAAAUAAAUAGAAAUAAAUACUUGCUGUAAAAAAACCCCACAUAGAAAUAUUUCAUUGGAGAAGCCCAAAAUAUCAUGGCACCAAUAUCUGAGGAAGGGAUGAAACAACUAAUUCUAUCAUGCUUGAAAGUACCAUGUUAAAGAUGGCUACAAAUGAUCGUCUCCAAUGCAUUCCUCUUCCUACAGCUGUGAAAGGAUCCUGUGCUGCAUCUCCGGGCUACCCCACAGAAUUCCCUGCUCUAAAUCCACCUCCAUUCCUCCUGGUUCUGGCUCGCCUGGGUAUCUCAGUCUCUGCAGUGCUGGGGCUGUGCCCGUGAAGCCAAGGCUUAUAAGGUUGCCUCCAGAAGCCCAAGAGAGCUUCUGAUAGCUGUUCUCUGCAUCCGUGUGCUCCACUUAUGGUUCUUUUAAUGGUUUAGGCUAAUUUACCCUUGUAAAACUGCCAAAGCAAGAUGAGGCAGGAUUUCUCCUUGAAUGGCUAAUCAAAAGAUAACUGAAACUCGAAAAUGAGUAGAAUAACUCACUCAUGCUAAUGUAUUUGAGAUCUUAUUUUUCAGGAUUGGCCAAAUGUUGUUACUUUCUAGAAAUUCUUCUCUCUGGCUGACUGAACCCUUAACUCUCCAAACCUGGAGUAAGUAGUGCUAAUGCAUGAUGACUACCCUGAGGUCAUACAGUCUGCCUUCCGGGAGAAUACGCAAAAGGAACUAGGAGAGAUUAAUGUCUAACUCCUGCUCUUAAUCCAUUGGAGACAAAUCUGAUACCUAUAGAUCCUCUUAUAAGGAGCUCCUAGUUCCUUUUGCUUACUGUAAGAUAAUUCCUUUUAAAGUGUUUCUUAAUGUAAGAAGUGGCAAGUCAGAACUGCUCUGCCACUUUCAAUCCUGCUUGUGCUAAGUAUUUUUUCUCUUACCAUUAAGUGGAAGAUUGUCCAGACCAAAAAAAGUGUUUAAAGAGGGAUUAACAGCCACUUCCCAUCACUAAUGCACAAAAGUUGCUCACUAUGCCCUUGUACUCUUAAAAAGCUCUUAUUGACUGUGCAGGCAGUCAUUAGAUACACUGAAAAUCUUAGCAAUUAACCUUCAAAACAAGGUGGAUAAUGGGGUUUACAAAGAAAAACUCUUACAUGGAAAGUGAAGUUGAUAUUCUCCUUCAUGCAUGUAACUGGUGAAUCUUUCUCACUUGUUCCAUAAAUAAAUGAAGCUGGUGAUACAAAUCUACAAUGGUUUAGAAAUUGUUAGUUAAUAGAAUUGCUAUAUAUCAUUAGCAUAACUUUCUGCUCCAUGCUAAGAAAAUACCACGGUUUGUAUUUAAGUAAAUAGAGGAACACUGAGUAGAAGUCCUCUACUUGUGCUCUUUUCUCUUAAAAUGCAGACAAAUCAGAAAAAGUCAUAAAUCAUCACCUAUGCUCCAUGAAUGGCUCAUGACAAACCCAGAAUAUGGUUCACAUUAACCAAGGACUCUAAGGAUCUGCUGUGCUCUCAUUUAAUACCUUUAUCUACAAAAAAUAUUCCAGUUGUUAAAAAAUAUUAGUCUGUUAAGAGACAAGUUAGAGGCAGCACUAAUAUCAUUGCUCUCAUCUCCCAGUAGUGGAAACAAAAUCUUAGCAGUGUGUGCGUCAGACCCCAGGACAGCUGUGCCAUCUCAUUCACAAGUUUUUUCAGCUACAUCAACCUUCUCCUUCAAAGCUCUGGGAAUUUAGACUAGUAACAAGACAAUAGUUCUACGAAUGUGCAAUAGAGCAACAUGCUGACUUACCCAUGAGCAUUUAACUCAAUCUCGUAUUUUAGAGGUACAGUUAAAGUUAGCGUGUUAUCCAGCAACAUGUUCCCAUCUUCAUUUUUACUAUAAAAACAUAAUGAGAGAAAUGAGUAUGAAAUGCAUUAUUUCUAUAAACAAAUAUUAAACACAUAUUUUGGCUUAUUAAAACAAAAAUAUUUUAUUGGUAACAACAUGUUAAAAAAAUUAAACAGGCAGGAACCUGCUCAUUAUUUUAAUAUCCAUUCUCUGUUUUCCAAAGCUAGUAAUAUUUUUCACUGAGCAAUUUUUAUUAGACUUUACCAGGUAGCAUUAAUGAUGAUGUUGAGGUCAUCUUCUGCUCUAGUAAAUGAGCUUGCAUCCAAGAGGAAACUAAAAUCCAGCUGUAGAAGAAAUAAAAUUUUCUUUAUAUCACAUUAUAGUGUGUCUUAAACACAGCUUAAAUAAAAAUAUUCUUCUAAGUUCAUUUAGAACUUCCUGCUUUAAAAAAAAUUCAGAAUUAAGGAAAUACUUGCUUUUUCUGUCUUCUACUCCCUUUCUAUUGACCCAAUACAUUUUUAUCACAGCCUUAGCUCACUUGUUGAGGAAGCCAAGCACAAUCAGUUGAUGCAUAAUACAAACAAUACUGUCACUUAAUGAAUUAUUCCAGAGAAUUUUAACUAAUUUUUAAAAUAGCAGAGAGAUUCAGAUAGCAACACGAUAGAAGACGUUAGUUGUGAAUGAAGGAGAGAUUCUGAAAAACAGGCUUUCCCUCCCCCCCGAAAAUCCUCAUAAUAAGUUUUGGUUGGUUUUAAAGCUGGGCAGUUCACUCAUAGAUUACCUUUGAUUUGUGAUCUACAUAUAAAUAACCAACGCUGCACUCAAGUUUCAAUGCAUGAAUUUCUUUAUCUAAUACUUCACAAUGGAUCUGUUUUUCUUCCUAAAAUAAAGGACAAGUUAUUAAUGGUUAAAAUAAAACUGCUUUUUUUCAGACUUUUCAAAUUACAUGUGCACAUGGAAAUUGUGUAGUUUUUACUUCCCUGAACUAGGUGUUUGCCAUUUUACUGAUGCAAAUAUACAAAACAUUCAUAUUAUUCACGACUACUUUAACAUGUCCUUGUAUUGAUUGCUGUGUCCUGUUACUUCACCUUCUGUUCGCCAAUAGUGAAGCUAAGGCAAAUGCGCCAGACUCACUCAAGUUUGUGGCAGGGGGAUUCUACACAGGGAGCAGUUAUUUUAAAAAGCCAAAAAAAAAGAACAAUUAGAUAGGUGACUUCUUCAUCAGGCUGAGCAUCUGAAAAAGUACAGAUUCAAUGAGACCUUUGUGAUUACUGAAAACACGAUCAGCAGACAAAAAGUAGCAAUAACAUCCCAAAAUACAUUUAGAAACCAUUUCAAAAAAAUUUUAGUUGUUACCAUCAAAUAAUUUCAAAACCAGGAUGUAAUUCACCUGUAUUGAUUAAAUUGCACAUGGUUUAGGAAGCUAGAAGUCUGAGAACUUAAAAACUAGAGUUUUGUCAGCUUUUUUGGACAGGAGAGGUGGAGAUUGUCAGUAUCUAAAGUAACCCAAUGAGCUAUUAGCAUAAUUCGGAAAACGUCUGGCUGAAAAAGAAAAAUGUCAAAGGAUUACUGUUUGACAGGCUUUUUUGUUCUUACCAAUUCUAAGACUCGGAUGAAAUAAAGGCCUUUAGGGAUCUGAAUGUGGAGAACAGUUUCAUAUGCAUCAUCUCCAGCAUUAAGCAGAGAAACGUUCAACAAUAAAGUCUUCAUGCUUCCAACAGCGAGAUACAUUUUCUUAUCAUGAGGCCUAUAAAAAUAAUGAUCAUAAUAUAAGUGAAAAGUAAUUGUAUAUAGAGCUUGGAUGCAAAAAUUUUCCACCACUGCUCUUUUAGCUCAUUUCAUUUGGUUCUGCCCAAGCUCAGCUGGAGAUCAUUAGGAAAGUUUUUACUCUGUCCUGUAGCUGAAGGUUACACCCAUAAUAUGAUGGUCAGCUCCAGUAUGGUACUUUUAAAGGCCAAAGGUUAUUAAUGCGAGAGUAAAAACAUUGUUAGCAGAGCAGUUGUGCUCCUGGAUUUACAAGACAGGUCCUUUCCUUCAAAGACGAGAAUAGCAGUGUGCUACUGCUACAGUAUUUUCAGGCAUUAUUUCAAAAUUCACUCUUUGUACUCAAAGUACAGGACUGAGUUCAUAUGUAACGGGUCACGAAGAGGGGAGCAAACAUGCCUGUCUCAUGGUCUAUGUAAAUUUCUAUAAUCAUGUUACAAGUACAGCCACCCUAUGGGGGGCUAAAAGUAAACUUCAGCUUGACAUUAAAGUUUAAUUAAGACUUGUAGAAAGGCUGCCUAGAAAUAGACAUUUAUCAGAAAUUCUGGCUUGAAACCAAAGCAUUAGUCACCAAAGACCUUUGGGAAUGAGGCUGGCACUUAGAAAAGCAACAGAAGGUAAAAGCACUGCAUAAGCAGAUAGGUUCUAAGACAAAAGCAAACUAAAGAAAACCAAAAUGUUAACAAUUCAGUAGCUUGAUUAAGUUUAGGACACAUUUUAAAGUUGUUUUACUAGUUAUAUGCUUACCACUCAGUCCUCUUCCAUGCCUUAAAGCCAAGCUCAUUAACAAGAUGCUGUCACAAAGAUGCCUCCCAGCUUAACACGCAAGUACACAAAAGCACCAGGUGCAUAUCUGGGACUACAACAAAGCUGUGCUAGAGCUUUGCCCUGGUAAUCAGAUUUCAUUCUUCAUUAAAAAAUGCCUGUUGUGGACUAGAAUUUACAGAGCAGGCCAAAAUCUAAGCAAUUUAAACAAAACAUGAUAGUGGAUACAUGAAGGCUCGUAACUCAGUAAGUAAGGCGUUGCAGUGACACCCCUAUUUGAUUUCAUUUUUUUAAGACUAAAAGCCUCUGCUUUGCUGUUCAAGGAUAAUGAAUGCAUUCUGUCUAGACAAAAUAAAUUAACACUGCACAGCUAACUAGUUUUUAAUCAGGAUUCUAGGGGCACAACAAUUUAAGGUGAUACUUCACACUUUAUCAAGAUAUUUAGCCUAUUUAUUUACACUGAAAAUCUUCUACUGGUACCUAAUGCCAAGCAGGUAUGUUGUAAUCUGUGCUCAGGAUCACACAGGUGUGAUUAAUCAGAAUUAUGUGAUUGUCAUCAUCUUUUGUUGUCACCUUACGUUGUUCAAACUAGUAUCUUGAUUAAAGUAGAAUCAGCUUUAAAAGUGAUAAAUUACACAAGAAAAUCCAAGUCACACACAAAAUACCUAACUAGCUGAGAUGCACAACAUGUAGAGUUUCUCUUUUUGCACACCAACAACCAACAUUUCUUGCUUUGAAGUAUAAUAAUCGAUAAAAAUAAGGUUGUGAUGAUAAAAUAAAACAAAAUCAAAUCAUUAAAAUCCAUUCUGAAUGGAAACCAUGGUACAUGGCUUAAAACUUCUCAGAGAUGCUGCUAAACAGAAGUAUAUCGCACAGAGUAUUGCUUGGUGUCAUACCAAUUCUGCAAGACAAGAAUAAUUGUAUUUAAAUACUUUUAAAGUGCAUUGAUUAUCUUUCCUAACAACAGGACAUAAACGUGAUACCUAAUUGGAAAAACUGAAACAUACAAAGGGGUAUAUAAAAAAAUAAAGAUGUAAAUGAAAAAAAAAAAUCACAAAGCAAAAUUAAUUUUGGAAAAUGCAGGCUAACUCAUGUGGGGAAAAGAAGUCUAAACCUCACAUAAUACUGAACCAUCUGGCGUCUCGAUCAGCGGUAGAAAACUGAGGAUGUAAUAUUCUCAAGUAAAUAAGGAAAAAGAGCCACUUAGUUAUUUUAUAAUUGAAAUAAUAAGUAUAACAAUGUCUUAGUACAAAACUGAAGUAUCUUCUUUGUACAGUGCAAGUACAGUAUCUUUGUAAGAGCAGCAGAAAUAAUUGACAGCUUGUCAAUUUAACAGUAGUUCUGAUGUCUACACAUUGAGUAUGCAUUGUGCCCUGAAUCAGAGCCCAGUUAUAUAUGAAGCGCAGAAUUCAAGUUUACCUUUUCAUGAAGAAGACAUUUUAUGAGCUGUAAAGUCUUCUAAUUAUGCAACAUCAGUCCUCCAAUUACAUAACUUUUGUUACAUUUCCUGAAAGAUGUAUUAUUUUAAAAUAUUCUUCAACUAAACACAGCUUUACUCCUCAUAUUUCCUCAAGAAGUCUAUAGUCUACUUUUGCAAAUUAAUGUUCUUGACAUACAAAAGAUUAAAGAAUAAUUUAGAUAAAGUCUUACUGAACCCUCAAAAAAAUGAAAGCUACAUUAUACUUACUUUGGAAAAGCAACUUUUCCAGAAACUCUCAAGUCAGCAGAACAAUUUUCUUGGGAGCAAAAUCUAGCAAAAACAAACUACAAAAGACAAAUUUACAAAAAGCACUUUAGUGUAUUAUGCAUAUUCUAGUGAGUAGAAGUAUUUCCAAAGAAAGAAACAAAUCACCUUGUUACCAAGUAUCUGGAAUUGGCUAAUAGAAUCACAGAAUGUUAGGAAUUGGGAGGGACCUCAAAAGACCAUCCAGUCCAAUCCCCCUGCCGGAGCAGGAACACCCAGAUGAGGCUACACAGGAAGGUGUCCAGGUGGGUUUGAAUGUCUCCAGAGAAGGAGACUCCACAACCCCCCUGGGCAGCCUGUUCCAGUGUCUGUCACCCUUACUGAGAAGUUGUUUCUUCUCAAAUUUAAAUAGAACCUCCUGUGUUCCAGUUUAUACCCAUUGCCCCUUGUCUUAUCAUUGCUUGUCAUGGAGAAGAGCCUGGCUCCAUCCUCAUGACACUCACACUCUUACUCUUAAAAACAAUUCAAUCAGGCCAUGAUUUGCCAUUUUCCAGACACAUUCUGUGCACCCAGAAUGACAGCAGAGAGACCCUCCAGACUCAGUCUCUCACUGUUAAACCAGUGCGUGUAGGUUCAGCUGUUCUUUUAAAAGUAGUACAUAAAAAGGGCCGAGUCUUUUAGAGAAUCCAGACCUGAGCUCUCUGCAGUCUCUCCUGUGAUACAGCACGUUACUUUUGCAAAAGCAUUUCAUUACAUGAACUUUACUUAUCAUAAUAUACUUGAUGAAGUUUGAUGAGACUAGAGACACCACGAGUUGCAUGUGUCUGUGCCUUGAUUAUCAGUGUCGUAUAGAGCACAUUUAUGUUGCUAUAUUCAACAACAGCUUCUUUAACUCCAUGGUUUUUAAAACAAAAUUGUGAAUGCAGAUGAAAAGGAGAAGCACGCCAUUCAAAAGGAGCUUUUAUAUAUCUCAGCGUUCUGAUAGUCAAUUUUAUCUGAAUUACAUGAAGCUCACUUGCUGUGAAAAGUCAUUGUAUGUUUAUGACCAUUUGGUAGUUAAAAAUUCAGAGCGUCCUGACUUUAGGUUAAGUCAAAGUCUGUUGGCUUUUAAUAAGGUGGGUUUUUUUUUGAAAAAAAAGUUAAUUUCAUACUAAUUUAAGGAUACAGAAUACUUCUUUUUUUCUACCUCACAGACUAUGUGUUUGCAAACCUGCAAAUACUUUUACAGAACUAAUAUUUCAGCAACAUUGUUGAAACACUUCAGAAUUAAUACCAACAUGAUAUUGUGUAUUUAACACAGAAUUAAUUUUAAAGAACAGUUUUAUACUGGAAAGUGGCCCAUCCCGUGUAGUUGUAAAAGAACAAAGACUUCAAAGAGUGAAUUUCAUAUCUUUGUGUUCUGACAUACAUAAUAUUUUAUAUUCUUGCAAGUUGUCUGCACAUACCUCUUUUUUCUUUUUUUUUUUUUUUUUUUUUUUUUUGUUAAA